Komagataella phaffii GS115 is the source of this 1551-nucleotide messenger RNA. RefSeq names its product Protein involved in the inositol acylation of glucosaminyl phosphatidylinositol (GlcN-PI). The transcript is spliced from 2 exons. Bases 1 to 1551 code for a protein of 516 amino acids. Lineage: Eukaryota; Fungi; Ascomycota; Pichiomycetes; Pichiales; Pichiaceae. The record is from RefSeq and is a predicted model, not a curated record. Gene Ontology annotation, biological process: protein localization to plasma membrane; GPI anchor biosynthetic process. Gene Ontology annotation, cellular component: endoplasmic reticulum; membrane. Gene Ontology annotation, molecular function: glucosaminyl-phosphatidylinositol O-acyltransferase activity.
AUGUCAACACUUAAAGAACGAAAAGAGGAGUUUGUUUCCGAUCUUACAGGAGGCUCAAUCUCCGAAAUAUACGUAGUUACUUUUGUGUCAUUGUUAAGUUAUAUCGCUUGGUGCUGGCUUAAACAGAGAACCAGUGUAUUUGACACAAGAAGUAUACUGGGAAGUCUGCUUGAUUUUGCCCUCAAUUGGAAUAGUUUGCUGCUCUCCAUCACACUAUACAGUGCCAGACCUUUAACGCUGAACGUGCUUAUCAUCUUGCCAUGCCUUGCGCUCAGCUUCAUCAAGUGGAAGAAAGGGAAUGAGCCUAGUAACAGACACAUUAGAGGAGCCUUGUCUCUUCAAUCGCUGUCAGUGAAACAGUUUCUUCCUCAUAAACCAUUUAUAACUGUUUAUCGGUCGCAAAUGAUGGUCAUAACCUGUCUUGCCAUUUUGGCCGUGGACUUCAAGAUAUUUCCAAGGCGAUUUGCCAAGGUUGAGACUUGGGGAACAAGUUUGAUGGAUUUGGGCGUUGGUUCUUUUGUCUUUUCAAUGGGGCUAGUGAGUUGCCGCUCCGUAUUAGCUGCAACUUUUACAAAAUCCAAAACAUUCACUGCCUCCCAGCUUAUUCACACGUUGGUCGGAGUCACUCCAGUUUUUGUUCUUGGCCUGUUCCGGUCAAUAUCUGUUAAAUCUUUGGAUUAUCAGGAACAUGUCACUGAAUACGGUAAGCAUUGGAAUUUCUUUUUUACCUUAGGCUUUCUUCCACCUAUUGCUGUUUUACUGUCCCCAUUGACAAAGUUCAUCCCGCACUUUUGGUUAAGUUUACUGAUUGGUGGUUUCUACGAGUUUAUCUUGGUAAACACCAAUCUUUUGCACUAUAUUUUACUGGCUCCAAGAGUUGACCUGAUCAGUGACAACAAAGAGGGAAUUUUCAGUUUGUUCGGUUAUCUUUCUAUCUUUCUGGGUGGACAAGCAACCGGAUUAUUCCUUCUUCCAGUGUGCAAAACUAGAAACAAUUUGUUUUGGCCGAGCUCCAAGAAUGAAGUGGUUCGUUUUCAAUCAUCGCCUCACCCUUUCAAAUUAUUAUCCCUUUCAGUUUCACCUUUUCAAGGCUUAGUGUACUUGGCAACCUUCUAUCACGUCUCAUUCUAUGUCAUAAACACAUGCUACAUUUAUACUGUCAGUCGAAGAGUUGCCAAUCUUCUCUACAUUUUGUGGGUUUGUGGCUACAACACAACGUUCUUGGCGGGUUAUGUACUAGUAGACCAAUAUUUUUGGCCGAACAGCGAUGUCAAGUUUACAGACCAACCAUUGACUCCUCUUCAAGAAGAAAGAUACAACAACGUUUCCAAAUUGAUAUAUGUGCAAAGAACCCCUCCAAUAUUGCACGCUUUGAACAAUAAUAGUUUGUUGAUAUUUUUGGCUGCAAAUUUGUCAACAGGUGUUAUCAAUAUGGCAUUGAACACUUUGGAUUGCACUGAUGGAAAAGCUAUUGUUGUUCUGAUAGGCUAUGAACUAUUCCUUGCAUCGUUAUCUGGUCUGCUUCUGUAUUUUAACAUUGUUAUUCGUUGA